AUGGCGCGACCCCAGACAUCCCCGAUCCUAGCUCAGCUGCGAAACGCCAAAACGUGCCCCGAGCAGUCGACAGCUCUACAAGCUCUGAAGAAUGAGAUCAUUGGGCAUCACCAGAAGAAGGAGACAUGGGUCAGUCUGGGGGUGCUAGAGCCCGUUAUUAAGACCUUGACCUCGGCUCGCCCUGCGGCCAAGUCGAAUACCGCCAAAGAUGCUAGACCACAGGCAUCGAGCCGCCGGUCCCUAUCAGACGAAGACGACGUAAGGCUGCAAGCCUUGCAGAUCAUCACAAGCUUCGCCAAGGGUGGCCCUCCCUUCCUACCGUCCGUCCACGCCUCCCGAGCUCUUCCAGCCAUCCUCGCAUGCACAUCUCCCAACGCCAACCCGCCGCAAAUCGUCGUUGCCGCUCUCAAGGCCGUUAGUGGCAUUGCAGAUGCAGCUGCUCUGGCGCCCCCGACAUCAGAUUUCGAUACUCUAGCUCUUGCCGACGCAGUAUUUACAUCGUCGUAUCAUCUCGAAUCUCUAUGUCUCAUACUUGCUUCUACGUCAUCCAGCCGCCUCCAGCAGACCCAGGUUGAGCUUGUGGCCAGCUUGAUAUCCCGCAUCUGCAGAGAGGAACGGCAUCAGCAGGCCCUGGUCCAGUCUGGUGUUUUGGAUAUGCUCGCGUCGCGCUUGGCCAGCUUCGCCGUCAGCCAGGGCCAUGUUGUUCCAGGAGCCGAAGCGCAAGCUUACAGCGAUGGGUUGUAUGAGGCCUUCCCUAAGGAAGCUCCUCAUGGAACACAAAUUGGUCCCGUGCUUGCGGCGGUAGCAGCCAUUCUUGGAGAGUCAAAGUAUAGAGCAACUCGCCUCAUCAACUCUCCCGCCAUCCUUGCCGUCUUCCCAUCCAUCGCCGUUGAAACCAGUGGCCUGAGCGGUGCCAAAAUCCAGAGCCCAACAGUUAUGGAUUACUUACUGCCUCAAGUUCCUCCUCCCUCUUCUAACUCUCGCAGUCCACUCCAGUCUCAUCACCAUUCUUCCGUUAAUACACCAGACCGCUCCGAAGCACGAACUCCGAGUCAGACGCCUGGCCUUAGACUUGUCUCCCCUGCUGCCUUGGAGUCGGGCUUGGACAACUCAUCCGAUGAAGUCGAGAGCCCUUUCAUCCCCUGGCUGAUUAUACAGGCCAGAUCAUUGUCUGGCUAUGGGAGACUCAUGGCAGUCACUAUUCUGACAGCACUCUUCAAAGCUGGACUAGGGCGUAAAGGAUGGAGAGAAGCCAGCCUUGGCAUGCUAAUAGUGCCGAUUCUCCUUGAGUUGAUUACGAAAAAUGACAAGGACGAGGCCGAGUCGCAGAGUAGCUUUGAUGAAACACAGCAUCUCAUCUUGGAGAAAGCGCCGGCAACAUUAGCCCGUCUCAUCACUGACAGCGAACUGCUACAAAAAGCUGCUUACGACUGCGGUGCAAUUAAGACCCUGACAAAACUUCUGAGGCGCGCUUAUCGCUCUGUGCCUAUCCUAGAGGCAGCAAAAUACUGGUCUCCCCAGCCUGACACUGAUAUGGAUGUUGAGGGUCCGUCUGCGUCUUCACAAUUGGGACAGCUUGGCCAGGAUCCGCUGCUCUCGCAUCGUGUGAGGCUAAGAGAAUCGACGCUCAAAGCCAUCGGCGCCGUAGCCUCUGGAAAGGAAGAUUACAGGAAAGCCCUGGUUGAAGAAGACUUUAUUCCCUAUGUAAUGGAGUCUCUUACUGAGUACCCCAAGCGUCCUAAGCAAAUCAAAGACCGGCUCAAGGAUAAACCCAGCGGAGAGCCUGAACCACAGCCCAACGUUUCGUCAGCAUACGGCGCUAAUCCAUUAUCCGUCAUUGUCGCGGCGUGCCAUGUUAUCAGGAUGCUUUCGCGAUCCAUUAGUAUACUGCGGACGACGUUGGUUGAUCAUUCGGUUGCCAUGCCAGUCUUCAAAUUUUUAAAACACCCAAACGUUAAUGUCCAGGUUGCUGCCACAGCUGCUAUCUGUAACCUAGUUCUGGAAGCUAGUCCAGUCCGCGAACUACUGGCCGAAAAUGGUGUUAUGAAGAUCCUUUGCGAACACGCCCACUCUGAUAAUCCUGCUCUGCGGCUUAAUGCAUUGUGGGCUCUGAAACACCUUGUCAUUGCCGUUAGCUCCGAUCUAAAGCGAUCUUGCCUGGAGCAGCUUGGGCCUGAUUGGUUGGUGCAACUUAUUUGUGAUGAUGGUCAGGAUGCUGUUUCAUAUAACACGCAACCUAGCCAGCCGUCGGGCGAUGAUGUGGAUGUGGACGUGGAUGUGGAUGUGGACGAAGACAUGGAUGCCUCGCCAUCUGACGAACAGGUGAGAUGGAUGUUUGCAGCAAACGGCAAUCCGCAGAAGUUGGAUGCUUCGAGAUCAACCAAGCUGCGCCAAGCGGAAGACAAGCUCGCUAGCUUGCGUGAAAAUGAACUUAACUCGUUAAGGAGAUCCCGCAACGAUGAAGUAGCUGUUCAGGAACAAGGUCUGGAGCUCAUUAGAAACUUGUUAGGGCUCGGAGUCGGCGCUUCUGCGGAGUCACCUUAUGAUAUGACAGAAAUGAUUGAUUAUUUGUUCACCACCAUUGGGCAAGAUCGGCUUUUUGACCUGUUAUCCUCAAAACUACGAGCCAAGGUGCUCCAUCCCUUCUCUCGACGAGCGCCAACACCGGGGCAGGAGACCAGACUCAUCCACCCCCAUGCAAAAAUCAUCAUUCCAGUUAUUUACAUCUUGGUCCAUAUAGCAGCUAGUACACACCAGCAUCGACAGUUGGUUGCUAGACAGACAGAUCUGCUGAAGCUGCUCUACCAGCAGAUCGGCAAUCGAGAUAAAGAGGUCCGCGUCGCCGUGUGUCAUUUCGUCAUAAAUCUUACGGGCCACGACGAUGAAAGUGAUGUGCAAGACUGGUCUAUGAGGAUCAAUGAGUUGAAGAAGUUAGGAUUCCAUACCAGGAUGGAGUUCCUCAAGCACAACGACAGAGAUCUCGACGUGAGAGAACGCGCUAAGGCGGCAGUCUACCAGCUAGAUAAGGCGAUCGAAUUUUAG
Messenger RNA from Trichoderma asperellum CBS 433.97, 3042 nucleotides. RefSeq lists its product as uncharacterized. Gene Ontology annotation, cellular component: GID complex. NCBI's taxonomy places the organism in Eukaryota, Fungi, Ascomycota, Sordariomycetes, Hypocreales, Hypocreaceae. Gene Ontology annotation, molecular function: protein binding. The record is from RefSeq and is a predicted model, not a curated record. Gene Ontology annotation, biological process: proteasome-mediated ubiquitin-dependent protein catabolic process.